This is a messenger RNA of Pipistrellus kuhlii (Kuhl's pipistrelle), 8761 nucleotides long. It is a transcript of the gene ZFYVE9, whose product is annotated as zinc finger FYVE-type containing 9. Gene Ontology annotation, biological process: endosomal transport. The record is from RefSeq and is a predicted model, not a curated record. The coding region runs from base 145 to 4416 and encodes 1423 amino acids. NCBI's taxonomy places the organism in Eukaryota, Metazoa, Chordata, Mammalia, Chiroptera, Vespertilionidae. Gene Ontology annotation, cellular component: early endosome membrane. Gene Ontology annotation, molecular function: metal ion binding. The transcript has 18 exons.
AGGUUCAAACAGAAUAUACUGAAUCAGCAGGACUGGCUGGCAGUGCAGCAAGCAUCAUGAUUAAGCACAGGGAAGUCUGUUUCUUAUCUCAUGUGUAAGGGGGAAAAGAUUUAAACAAGUCUCUUAAGUGGUGUUUUCUCACCGAUGGAGAAUUAUUUUCAAGCAGAAGCUUACAACCUGGACAAGGUUUUAGACGAAUUUGAACAAAACGAAGAUGAAACAGUUUCUCCUAUUUUAUUGGAAACAAAAUGGAAUAAGAUUCUAGAUCCCCCUUCGCACCGACUGUCAUUUAACCCUGCAUUGGCCAGUGUGAAUGAACCUGUAGUUUCUAAUGAGUCACAGCCACAAUUGAAAGUCUUCUCUCUGGCUUAUUCGGCUCCUCUGACCAUACAAAGAGAGGACCAUUGUGCUAAUGGGCAGGACUGUAGUCUGAACCCAGAGGUCAACACAAUGUGGAUUGAUGAAAAUGCCAUUGCGGAAGAUCAGUUAAUUAAGAGGAACUGUAAUCAAGAUGAUCAGUGCAGUACUGUUGAAGUGGGAGAGAAGAAAUGUGGAAACCUAGCUUGUCUGCCAGAUGAGAAGAAUGUUCUUGUUGUAGCUGUCAUGCAUAACUGUGAUAAAAGGACAUUACAAAGCGAUUUGCAGGAUUGUAAUAAUUAUAAUAGUCAAUCCCUCAUGGAUGCUUUUAGCUGUUCACUGGAUAAUGAAAGCAGACAAACUGAUCAAAUUAGUUUUAAUAUAAAUGGUUCCACUGAAAAAGAUAUAAACUCAGAGAAACAAAUGGAUCUAUUUAAUAGGCCGAGUGCAGAGGGGGAUUCUGUUAAACAUCUAUGUACUACUUCAUCUGAUAAUCUAGCCAGUAGCUGUUCCCCUUCACAAUUAAAGGAUGAUGAAAACUUAGGUAGAGACCCCUCUAUGUCUGUAAUUACAAGUUUAACAGUCGAUUCAGUAGUCUCAUCCCAGGGAACAGAGGAAGGUCCUGCUGUUAAAAAACAAGAGAACUAUAUGCCAGAUGAGAUUCUCACUGACAAAACCAACUCUCCUAGGACAGAUAUAGGGAGUUUAAACUCCUUUUCUCGUUUGAGUGAAGGGAAUUUGAUGAAAAGAGAGCCAGCAGAGGAGAUGACAACGGAAAAAUCCAUCCCAUCUGGAUUACCUCUGCUUCUCAAACCAGACAUGCAUAAUGGGUCUGGAAAGGAUAACUGUGAACAGUUUUCAGAUUGCCUUGUGCCCAGUGAAGUUAGAGUUGAUGAAAAUGAAGGUUGUGAGCAUGAAGAAAUUCUUGGCUCUACAGACCUUCUUAAUACGACAGAACAUUUCUCUGAAUCUCAGGAGAUGGCUGACUGGAAAUUGACUAAACUCAAUGAGGUGAAUGACAGCCACGUAAGUGAAGAAAAGGAGAAGUUUCUGCAGAUGAAUCAGCCUGAGGACACUUACAAUGAUAGUGGAGGAGAGUGUGAUAGAAUGGCAGAAGCAGGUCUAAAUUUAAAAGGAACUUUAGUGAAUGAAAGUGAAGGAUGUGAUUUCUCCACUGUUAUGGAUGCACCAGCAGCAAAUACUUCAUCUAAUUGUUGUGAUUCCUAUGGAAUGCAGAGCCCAGUUGUUUGUUUUGUUCCAAAGACUUUACCCUCCAAAGAAGAUUCAGUAACAGAAGAAAAGGAAAUAGAAGAGAGCAAGUCAGAAUGCUACUCAAAUAUCUAUGAACAGAGAGGAAAUGACAUCACAGAAGGGAGUGGACUACUUUUAAACAGCACUGGUGACCUAAUGAAGAAGAAUUAUUUACACAAUUUCUCUAGCCAAAUUCCAUCAGUGCUUGGGCAGUCUUCACCCAAGAUAGCAAACCUGCAAUCUGUCAGUGUUCCUUUUGGUGGUGCAAGACCCAAGCAACCUUCUAAUCUUAAACUUCAAAUUCCAAAGCCAUUAUCAGACCAUUUACAAAAUGACCUUCCUGCAAACAAUGGAAAUAAUAUUAAAAACAAAAAUGAUGUUCUUGGUAAAGCAAAAAUAGGGGGAAAUUCAGCAACCAAUGCAUGUAAUGCCGCUUUGGGAAACAUUUCUAUUGCUGAUACAAAUGGGGAACAUUCAGAAAGUUAUGAGUCUGGGAUAUCUAGUAGACCUGGUCUUGUAUUACCUCCAGAUAGCCCAGAUAAUGAUCUCAGAGCUGGUCAGUUUGGAAUUUCUGCCAGAAAGCCAUUUACCACCCUUGGUGAGGUGGCUCCAGUAUGGGUACCAGAUUCUCAGGCUCCCAAUUGCAUGAAAUGUGAAGCCAGGUUUACUUUCACCAAAAGAAGGCAUCAUUGCAGAGCAUGUGGGAAGGUUUUCUGUGCUUCCUGCUGUAGCCUGAAAUGUAAAUUGUUGUACAUGGAUAGAAAGGAAGCUAGAGUAUGUGUAAUCUGCCACUCAGUGCUAAUGAAUGCUCAAGCCUGGGAGAACAUGAUGAGUGCCUCAAGCCAGAGCCCUAACCCUAACAAUCCUGCUGAAUACUGUUCUACUAUCCCUCCCUUGCAGCAAGCUCAGGCCUCAGGAGCCCUGAGCUCUCCACCUCCCACUGUGAUGGUACCUGUGGGAGUUUUAAAGCACCCUGGAGCAGAAGUGGCUCAGCCCAGAGAGCAGAGGCGAGUUUGGUUUGCUGAUGGGAUCUUGCCUAAUGGAGAAGUUGCUGACGCAGCCAAAUUAACAAUGAAUGGAACUUCCUCUGCAGGGACCCUGGCUGUGUCACAUGACCCAGUCAAGCCAGUGACUACCAGUCCUUUGCCAGCAGAGACAGAUAUUUCUCUGUUCUCCGGGAAUAUAACUCAGGUUGGAAGUCCUGUUGGGAGUGCAAUGAACCUUAUUCCUGAAGAUGGUCUUCCUCCCAUUCUCAUCUCUACUGGCGUAAAAGGAGACUAUGCUGUGGAAGAGAAACCAUCACAGAUUUCAGUGAUGCAACAGUUGGAGGAUGGUGGCCCUGACCCACUUGUAUUUGUUUUAAAUGCGAAUUUGUUGUCGAUGGUUAAAAUUGUAAAUUAUGUGAACAGGAAGUGCUGGUGUUUCACAACCAAGGGAAUGCAUGCAGUGGGUCAGUCCGAGAUCGUCAUUCUUCUACAGUGUCUGCCUGAUGAAAAGUGUCUGCCGAAGGAUAUCUUUAAUCAUUUUGUACAGCUUUAUCGCGAUGCUCUGGCAGGGAAUGUUGUGGGCAACUUAGGACAUUCCUUCUUCAGUCAGAGUUUCCUUGGCAGUAAAGAACAUGGUGGAUUCUUAUAUGUGACAUCUACUUACCAGUCACUGCAAGACCUUGUACUCCCAACCCCACCUUAUUUAUUUGGGAUUCUCAUCCAGAAAUGGGAAACUCCUUGGGCUAAAGUGUUUCCUAUUCGACUGAUGUUGAGACUUGGAGCUGAAUAUCGACUUUAUCCAUGCCCACUGUUCAGCGUCAGAUUUCGGAAGCCAUUGUUUGGAGAGACGGGACAUACCAUUAUGAAUCUUCUUUCAGACUUCAGGAAUUACCAAUAUACAUUGCCAAUAGUUCAAGGUUUGGUGGUUGAUAUGGAAGUUCGGAAAACCAGCAUCAAAAUUCCCAGCAACAGAUACAAUGAGGUGAUGAAAGCCAUGAACAAGUCUAACGAGCAUGUCCUGGCAGGAGGUGCCUGCUUCAAUGAGAAGGCAGACUCUCAUCUUGUGUGUGUACAGAACGAUGAUGGAAACUAUCAGACCCAGGCCAUCAGUAUUCACAACCAGCCCAGGAAGGUGACUGGUGCCAGUUUCUUCGUGUUCAGUGGCGCUCUGAAAUCCUCUUCAGGCUAUCUUGCCAAGUCCAGUAUUGUGGAAGAUGGCGUCAUGGUCCAGAUCACUGCGGAGAACAUGGAUGCCUUGAGGCAGGCGCUGCGAGAGAUGAAGGACUUCACCAUCACCUGCGGCAAGGCAGACGCCGAGGACCCCCAGGAGCACAUCCACAUCCAGUGGGUGGACGACGACAAGAACGUCAACAAGGGUGUCAUAAGUCCCAUAGAUGGGAAGUUAAUGGAGUCUAUAACAAGUGUGAAGAUAUUCCACGGGUCAGAGUAUAAAGCAAAUGGAAAAGUCAUCAGAUGGACUGAGGUGUUUUUCCUAGAAAAUGACGACCAGCACAGUUGCCUGAGUGAUCCAGCAGAUCAUAGCCGGCUGACCGAGCACAUCGCCAAGGCUUUCUGCCUUGCUCUCUGUCCCCACCUGAAGCUCCUGAAGGAAGAUGGAAUGACUAAACUGGGACUUCGUGUGACACUGGACUCAGAUCAGGUUGGCUACCAAGCAGGGAGCAAUGGCCAGCCGCUCCCCUCGCAGUACAUGAACGACCUGGACAGCGCUCUGGUGCCAGUGAUCCAUGGAGGGGCCUGCCAGCUCAGCGAGGGCCCCGUCGUCAUGGAGCUCAUCUUUUACAUUCUGGAGAACAUCGCCUAGACAGAGGACUUCGUGGUUUUUCUGUUCAGACCUGCUGCAACAGAAGUCAUACUCAAGUCAUUUGCACUUUAGAACUGGAGGAUUAAGCUUUUGUUAACACUAUUAAUUGGGGGGAGGGGAGUGGGGUUUUGGAGACGAGGGUGGUUGGGGGGACAGAUAUUCCGUAAUUCUAAGUCUUCUAUGCAUUGUCCACAAGAUCCGGGCAACUUCCAUUACUGCACCACCGUUAUACUAUCCUUGCAGCUAAAUCCCCUUCUGUUACUGUUUAAACAAGAAUUCUGCUCCUGUUUUAAGACUCAUUUAUGGUCUUAUGCUCAGAAAUGAUCAAAUGGAUACAACCAUCACCAAGGGUGGGGUGGGAGGGCAGAGAGGAAAUAAAAAAUGAAGCAUCAGUCUUGUACUCUUUGUACAGAAUUGAUACAAAAAGGAUCACACACUGAUCUUGUUCUAUUUGUCUCCCAGUAACUUCAAGUACAAGUCACCCUUACAUUUUUGUUUGUUUUUACCAGAUUACCCAACGGAUUAUCCCUCUCCCAGCCGAGGAAGGGCAGUCAGUUGUAAGUGAGGUGACCGGAUAGCAGAGCCGAGUUGAGGAUUGCUCAAGCUCUGCCCCAGUGAAUGGCAGGUAUUGAAUUGGGCCUUUCGGUGAAAGCUGACAAUAUACCCAAGGCAUUUUUAGUUACAAUAUACACUAGAUGUAUUUUUUAAAACGUUACUGAGAAAUAAUUUAAACUCCCAAGAAAAUUGCAAAUAAAAAAAAGUCCUAUGUAUACUUUAUCUAGAUUCGCCUGUUGUUACAAUUAACACUUUUGCCCAUUUGCGUUAUUAGUGUCUCUCCACAAAAAAAUAGAGACAUUUGAGAGUAAGUUGCAUAGCUAAUAGCUUCUUACCCCUAAAUACUUUAAUGCUUAUUUCCUAAAAUUAAAGACAUUUUCUUCCAUUACAGCAGGACAGUUCGCAACUUUAGUCAAUUUGCCGUUGAUAUACCAGCUGCCUUACUCUAGCAUCUAUCUCUAGUGUCCCUCGCAGCAUUUCCCCCUCCGGUGAAGCUGCUCGCCUGGGAUCAGACAAGGCAAAUAGCUUUACUGACCCACCUGUAUCUUUUUAUGUCCUCCAUACUUUUGAUGAGUAUAGUUCCCUUACCUAAUUUUUUAAAUUUGAUUGGUAUCUUUCCAUAAUUAGAAUCAGUUUAUGCAUUCUUGGCCAGAAUCCUAAGUGAUGUGUGCACCUGUUCAGUGUUGUCCAAUUUCUCCAGUUCCCUGCCCCCCCUGGAAUGAAUAACCAAUGUGUACAGACACUUUCAGAUCAUGCAAAUACCUUACUCAUCAAAAUUUCCCUUAAGAUUUAGCACCCAUGGAUGUUUCUUAUCUGAACUGAUCUUUUACUGUGAUGGCUACAGAUUUUUCAAUUCCAGAACUCCCUCCACCUUUACAAGUUGUACUUGGUCAAUGUAAACAAAAGCUCUUCCUUCUUUCCUAUUUACGUAUUCGCUUAAUUAAUUUUCAUGGUGGACUUGUGGGUUACAUUUUGGAAGGUUCUAACCCAUUAUUUGGGUCCUCAGUGCAGCUUUGGCCAUAGAGCACUUCUGGGUAGCUCGUCCAUCCUUGUGAAAUACUCCAUCAUCUUUUUGAACACUUUGCUUUCUGUCCUAACAAGAUUCUCCAUGCUCAUCUCGUGCUCACGCUGCCCCAGCCUGGGAAUCAGCCAUAGUUUCUUUUAGUGAUAUUAGAAACCAAGGUUUGGUUUAUCCAUGAUAUAUGUGAUGAAGUCAAAGUACUUUCUUUUUCACUAAAAAUUUAUUCUGGUCACAGACCUAAUGGAUUUCACAACCCAAAGUUUGAAAAGCACAGCUCUAAGGUGACUCACUCUUAUCACUGUUAUCUUCUGAAAGCCCAGGCCAAGCAGCAGAUGGUCCCUCUCUGUAAGCACAGCUCUGAGAAUCCUCUGGCAGCUAGUGCAGGCCUCCGGGACAGUGAGAGGCCGCUUCCCAGUGGUUAGAGCUGGCUUAGCACUUGGCAGUUAAAGGCCGUGGAGCUGUUUAGCAGCCGUUUUCCAAACAGGCCCACAAGCCUGGCCUUCAGUUUGAAGUAUGUCUGCCUAUGUUUAUCCCUUCUCCGUGGUGGUGGUGGAUCCACAUUCUGUGCUGAUGGUUGCUGCAGGGAGCUGUGAUUGUAACCUUUUUGCACAGGCUGAGGCACCCAGAGCUUCUAAGGGAAGAGUAGACGCCCAAAGCACUCCAGCAUGUACUGAGCCUUGGGAUCACACAUCCCUCCAAAACCUGAUAGGAAUGCUUAAUAGGGCAGGGAUUUGGGGUGUAACCUCCAGCUUGGUCUAAAUAUGCCUUGGAAAUUUGGAGCUUCUACAAAUGCUGGUCCCAUUUUUUUCCUACAGAAAUUUUUCUUUCCUCCUGUCCAGUUAAAUAUACCUUGCAAUGAACGUAUUACUUCUGGAUCAGUGCAAACUUUAAAAUUCUCCCACUGAGGAUAGACUCUUGGCCCUGCAGAGUCAGGUCCAUUCUCAAUUUGCAUAAAACAUCUUGUGGAACGGGGCAUAAUAGAGCCAGGGCUAGUUUACCACCCUCCACUUGCUUUGUCUUUGUAUUGUACAUUGUAUAUUGUAAUAGUUAUACAGAGAGCUGAAACAUCACAUUUAUAAAUAUGUCAAAUUUUUCUAGAACACAAACUUAAAGAUUGGCAUAUAGAGAUCCUUAUAAACUGAAGAGCGAUAGGCUUGCCAUUAUGGUAACAUUAAAUUUUUAAAAAUUAUUGCAUUCUUACCAAAUGCUGACAAGGUGUUUCUCCAUUUAUUUUUAUCAACACUUUCUGAGCAUCUACUGGGCUCUAGAAAGAGGACGUUACCUUGUGUAUGUUCCGUUCUAGUAUCUUCCCUCAUCCAGUGGUUCCUGAAUGCUGGUGGGCUCGCCAUUUCCAACUAAACUUACUUCUGUCAUAAUUAGUCACCAGAGAAAGUUUAUGCAUUUAAUGUAUUUCAGACAAUAAUCAAGCAAUCUGCUGAACACUUUUUAUAUUGUUCCAUUUUAACAGCAAUGUUAAAAUAAUUUAAACAGUAAUGGGACUUUUAGGAAUCGUACCUACAGCCUGAAGGCUAAGGGGUGAAGCAGGAAUGAUAAUGCCACUUGGGAGUUUGGGAAGCUGAGGCCCACGGGCUGGACCAGGAACAAGCUCCCUGGCUCCACCAGCCUCAGUCCCAGUUUCAUCUUAAAUGGAGCUGCCUAUGCAAGGGGCAAGAUCUUUGAGAACUACCCACAAAAUUCAGAAAACAAGCUUUCAACAACGGUGGUAUAAGAAAGGAAAAUAAUGUUAAAAGCCACAAAAUAGUUUGCCCUUUGUGAGCAAGACUUUCUAUGAAAAAUUGCUUCUGUAUUAUGUUUAGUUCACUAAUUCAGAAGAAAGUAUGCCUUGCACUAAAGAGAAUUUACAAUUUAAAAAUAAUUUGGGUCAUGGCAGCUUCUCUGUCCCUGAAUCACUAAUCUGUUUGGUUUCUGCAGUUGGACAAACCUCAGGAUAAGAUGAGGCUGGGCAGGCUCCUCCCACUCCAGUGACCCUGCAGGCCCUGGCUGCCACAAAGGCCCUUCAGAGAGAGCCGCAGUCUCCAGUCCAGUGGGCGCUUUGUCUCGCCUCCCUCAGCCUGGAGGUUUUGCUUUUCAAAAAGCAAGGAGCAGUGAAGGAGACUAGAACUGGCCAGGUUGCAACAGGAAAUCUGUGAGGCGCAGAACACUCCUACCAAUUGGAACAGGCGUUUCCAGCAGAGGCCUGAGGUUAGGGAUUCCGAUGGUUGGAGCCUCUGGGGGUAACCAUAGCUGUCCUUGCCCUCUUAGUAAGCACUGGUUGUGGUACAAACCCUUCUUUGCCCUAGGCCACCUUAGGAAGGCUAACAACCCUUCUUUCAUUCUAGAUUUCUGCUGCUUUGACACACAGAUGUAACUACAGUUAAGUGUUAAAUCUCACAUCUGUAGAAAGUUGGGUAGUUUUAAUGGCUAAAUAAGUCUGGUCAGAAAGCUCUUAGAAAAAAAGUCUUUUGUCCUUCCUGCUGUUACCCUCUAAAAUAUUUGCUACAAGGGCAGGGAAGCACGGUCCAGCCCUGUGUAGGAAAAAGACACACACACAAACUUAAUCCCUGAGCUGUGCUUACAUAGUGCUGCAGUGACCAGUAAGCUGAAUGUAUCUGCUUCACUUAGAGCCUUUAAAAAUGACCUCAAGGAAUGCUUGGUCUAACUUAAGCUAAUGCUUAAAAAUGGGUGUGGGGGAGAGGGAAUGGGAUGUUAAGGUUUAUUUCUAAGAAAUGUAGAAUACUGCCGUUUUGAAUAUUAAAUUUAUUGCAACUA